Messenger RNA from Prunus armeniaca (apricot), 1500 nucleotides. The record is from the annotation of a GenBank genome assembly. Lineage: Eukaryota; Viridiplantae; Streptophyta; Magnoliopsida; Rosales; Rosaceae.
AUGGGAGAGAAAUUUUGGGUGAAUGAAGAAGACAGGGUCAUGGUGGAGUCUGUACUAGGUACUGAAGCGUGCCAGUUCUUGACCUCUCUGGUUUCUGAAAAUGUGUUCACAGACUUGGUUAGGCCGCCUGGUAAAUUGGGUGUGCAGCAGGGCCUGUCCCAGCUCGUCAAAGGAUCCAAUUGGAAUUAUGCCAUUUUCUGGCAGGUUGUCGGCUCGAAAUCUGGUGGAUCUGCCUUGAUUUGGGGUGAUGGACAUUGCAGAGACACAAAGGAUGGCGGAGUUGCAGGCGAGAAUUCCAGUUUGGAUGGCAGUUUUGAGGGAGUGCAGAAGAAAGAGGAGGUGAAAAAGUGGGUGCUUGAGAAGCUCCAUGCAUGUUUUGGUGGUUUGGAUGAGGGUUAUGCUAGGAGGUUGGAUGGGGUGUCAGAUGUGGAAAUGUUUUACCUCACUUCAAUGUAUUAUGCAUUUCAACUUGAUUCACACAGUGGUCCUGGGGAGUCGUACAAGUCCGGUAAAUCAAUUUGGGUUUCAGAUGUGGGUGGUUGUUUACACCAUUACCAGUCAAGAUCAUAUUUAGCAAGAUUGGCCGGGUUCCAAACAGUGGUGUUUGUACCUAUGAAAUCAGGAGUUGUUGAGCUUGGUUCAGUCAAAGCAAAUCCAGAAGAACAGAAUCUAGUAAAUAUGGUCAGAAAUUUAUUUGGGGAAUCUAGUUCUGUUCAGGCAAAGGCAUUUCCAAUGAUUUUUGGACGUGAGCUCAGUCUUGGUGGUCCAAAAUCACAAUCGAUCAAUAUUGCCUUUUCCCCAAAGAUAGAGGAAGAUUCUACAUUUCCUCCAGAGUCAUUUGAAUUACAAUCAGUAGGUACUUCAAAUGGAUGUCAAAGUGAGGAUAGUGAAGUAAAACUGUUUCCGCAAUUGAACCAAAUGAUGGUUGGGGGUUUCAGUGCUCCGACAAUAGUUUCAAGUUUGGAGCUGCCUAAGGAUGAGUCCUCAGCACAAAUUGAUGAGCGGAAACCCAGAAAGAGAGGGAGAAAGCCUGCCAAUGGGAGAGAAGAACCAUUGAAUCAUGUGGAAGCAGAGCGGCAGAGGCGCGAGAAGCUUAACCAGAGGUUCUAUGCACUAAGAGCUGUUGUUCCUAACAUUUCGAAGAUGGACAAAGCCUCUCUUCUUGGUGAUGCCAUUACUUAUAUCACUGAUCUCCAGAUGAAGAUCAGGGUCAUGGAAACUGAAAACCAGAUGGGAAACAAUAAUCAAAAGCAGUUUCCGGUUCCAGAGAUUGAUUUUCAGGAACGACAUGAGGAUGCAGUUGUGAGGAUGAACUGCCCAUUGGAUUCUCACCCGGUUUCUGAAGUCAUCAACACUCUUAGGGAACACAAAAUUGUGGCUCAAGAGUCUAAUGUUUCAAUAACAGACAACGAUAAGGUUAUCCAUACAUUCUCCAUUCCAACUGAAGGUGGUGAUGCCGAGCAGUUAAAGGAGAAGCUGGUGGCCUCUCUUUCAAAAUGA